CAGGAGCUUUGGGAGCAUCCUCAUCAAGCGACAAUUUGAACACCGAGAAGAAGAACGGAAGACUUACACAAACCGGAACAACCGGAGAGGGAGAGCUAGGCGAGGUAGAGACGCCUGGUGCUGCUACCUCGGAGGUCGAACAACAUCAGGGGAAUAAUAAAGCUUUAAAUCGUCUACGAGCCCAAGUCGAGAAGUAUGCGGCAAAAUACUAUUGCCGAGAGCUGCCUAGGUCGGCGCCAAGAUUCGCCAAGUUCCCUCCACAACUGUCAGCAAGGUGUCGCACUGCUUUAACUGAGAAGCUUGGGCUUGGUGCUUCGAAGACGCCUAGAGGCGAUGGAAAAAAGACAAAUGAACCGACAUCCAUCAUCAAUGGAAAACAUGAUACAGUACAGGAAGAACAACCCGAACUCCUUUAUUCGCAUCAAGCAGAGACGUUCAAGGCUGUAGUUGAAGAAAAACAAAACGUUUUUCUAUGUACGAGCUUCGCGUCGGGGAAAUCUUUGGCCUAUACACUGCCAUUGCUGCACGAAUGGGAUCGAUACCUUUCUGAUUAUGAACAAGAGCACCUGUCAUAAAUGUUCUGCGCGUACCAGUAGUUAAGGGAUCCCUCAGAUGCGAUUGAAAUUUCAUGUGUCAGCACUCACGACUUCGACUAGGUGGAUCAUUCUCGAUUUACUAGAAAAGGAGAUUUACCUACUAGUUGUAUCUCUAAUUUCGGCAGCAACAAAGACGACUGCCUCCGCAAAGUUCAGCUUCAUCCUCCUCUUCUUCCAGCCUACCUACACCAGCAAACUCUGAGCGUCCUCGUGCUUUCCUAUUAUUUCCAACCAAAGCGCUUGCGCAGGAUCAAUGUAACAAGCUGAAAAAGUUGGAGCCCGAUUUUUGGGAAGUUUGUACGUUCGAUGGUGACAC
Molecule: messenger RNA, 912 nt
Organism: Amoebophrya sp. A25
Lineage: Eukaryota; Dinophyceae; Syndiniales; Amoebophryaceae
Source: the annotation of a GenBank genome assembly